Talpa occidentalis (Iberian mole) is the source of this 6257-nucleotide messenger RNA. RefSeq names its product Rho GTPase activating protein 42 (gene ARHGAP42). The coding region runs from base 38 to 2662 and encodes 874 amino acids. The record is from RefSeq and is a predicted model, not a curated record. Gene Ontology annotation, molecular function: GTPase activator activity; protein binding. NCBI's taxonomy places the organism in Eukaryota, Metazoa, Chordata, Mammalia, Eulipotyphla, Talpidae. The transcript is spliced from 24 exons. Gene Ontology annotation, biological process: signal transduction. Gene Ontology annotation, cellular component: cytoplasm.
GUUCUGAGCCGCGUCCGGACCGCGCCGCGCCGGGGCCAUGGGGCUGCCCACCCUGGAGUUCAGCGACUCCUACCUGGACAGCCCCGACUUCAGGGAGCGCCUGCAGUGCCACGAGGUCGAGCUGGAGCGCACCAACAAGUUCAUCAAGGAGCUCAUCAAGGACGGCUCGCUGCUCAUCGGCGCGCUCCGCAAUCUGUCUGUGGCAGUCCAGAAAUUCUCCCAGUCUCUGCAAGAUUUCCAGUUUGAAUGUAUCGGUGAUGCCGAAACAGAUGACGAAAUCAGUAUUGCUCAGUCAUUGAAGGAAUUUGCACGACUCCUCAUUGCAGUGGAAGAAGAAAGGAGAAGGCUGAUUCAAAACGCUAAUGAUGUGUUAAUUGCACCACUGGAGAAAUUUCGGAAAGAGCAGAUAGGAGCCGCAAAAGAUGGGAAGAAGAAAUUUGACAAGGAGAGUGAAAAAUACUACUCCAUUCUCGACAAGCAUUUAAAUUUGUCCGCAAAGAAAAAGGAGUCGCAUUUGCAAGAGGCAGAUACGCAGAUUGACCGAGAACAUCAGAACUUCUAUGAAGCAUCCCUCGAAUAUGUCUUCAAAAUUCAAGAGGUUCAAGAGAAAAAGAAGUUUGAGUUCGUGGAGCCGCUGCUGUCAUUCCUGCAGGGACUCUUUACUUUCUACCACGAAGGCUAUGAGCUCGCCCAGGAGUUCGCACCCUACAAGCAGCAGCUGCAGUUCAACCUGCAAAACACGAGGAAUAAUUUUGAAAGCACGCGGCAGGAGGUGGAGCGGCUCAUGCAGCGCAUGAAGGCGGCCAACCCUGACUACCGGCCGCCCAGCCAGUGGACCAUGGAGGGCUACCUGUACGUCCAGGAGCGACGGCCGCUCGGCUUCACGUGGAUCAAGCACUACUGCACGUAUGACAAAGGAAGUAAAACCUUCACCAUGAGUGUUUCAGAAAUGAAAUCAAGCGGGAAAAUGAACGGCCUGGUCACGAGCUCCCCAGAAAUGUUUAAGUUGAAAUCCUGCAUCCGCCGAAAGACAGACUCGAUUGACAAACGGUUCUGCUUCGACAUAGAAGUCGUCGAAAGGCACGGCAUCAUCACGCUGCAGGCCUUCUCGGAAGCCAACCGCAAGCUCUGGCUGGAAGCCAUGGACGGGAAGGAGCCGAUUUACACCCUCCCUGCCAUUAUCAGCAAGAAAGAAGAAAUGUACCUGAACGAGGCCGGCUUCAACUUCGUGAGGAAAUGCAUCCACGCGGUGGAGACGAGAGGCAUCACCAUCUUAGGCCUGUACCGCAUCGGGGGUGUGAACUCCAAGGUCCAGAAGCUCAUGAACACCACGUUUUCUCCCAAAUCCCCUCCCGACAUCGACAUCGACAUCGAGCUGUGGGACAACAAGACCAUAACGAGCGGCCUGAAAAACUACCUCCGGUGCCUGGCGGAACCGCUGAUGACGUACAAGUUACACAAAGAUUUCAUCAUCGCCGUCAAGUCCGACGACCAGAACUACCGGGUGGAGGCCGUGCACGCGCUGGUGCACAAGCUGCCGGAGAGGAACCGGGAGAUGCUGGACAUCCUGAUGAAGCACCUGGUCAAGGUGUCGCUGCACAGCCAGCAGAACCUCAUGACCGUCUCCAACCUCGGUGUCAUCUUCGGCCCCACCCUCAUGCGCGCCCAGGAGGAGACGGUGGCCGCCAUGAUGAAUAUCAAGUUUCAGAACAUCGUGGUGGAGAUUCUCAUAGAACACUACGAAAAGAUCUUCCACACGGCGCCGGACCCCAGCAUCCCCCUGCCGCAGCCGCAGCCGCGCUCCGGGUCCCGCAGGACGCGCGCCAUCUGCCUCUCCACCGGCUCCAGGAAGCCCCGCGGGCGCUACACCCCGUGCCUGGCGGAGCCCGACAGUGACUCCUACAGCAGCAGCCCCGACAGCACGCCCAUGGGGAGCGUCGAGUCGCUCUCGUCACACUCCUCCGAGCAGAACAGCACCACGAAGCCGGCCCCCGGCCAGCCCCGGGAGAAGUCCAGCGGGAUCCCGUGGAUCGCGGCCCCGUCGUCUGCCAACGGACAGAAAAGCCUGGGUCUCUGGACAACGAGUCCCGAGUCGAGUUCUAGAGAAGAUGCGACCAAGACGGACGUGGAAUCCGACGGCCAGAGCGUGGCCUCGGUCACCGGCCCGGGCGACGCCUCCCCGCCGGCAGACCUGGUCAAGAAGGGGCCUUACGGGCUGUCUGGCCUGAAGAGGAGCUCCGCCUCCUCCCUGCGCUCCAUCCCCGCCGCGGAAGGAAACAAGAGCUACAGUGGAUCCAUUCAAAGCUUAACGUCGAUCGGCUCCAAAGAGACGCCCAAAGCCCCACCCAACCCAGACCUGCCUCCAAAGGUGGGCAGGCGGCCGAGGACGGACGCCGCCUCCAGUAACGGCUACCAGCGGCCUGGCUCUGUGGUGGCGGCAAAAGCACAACUGUUUGAAAGCGUCGGUUCACUCAAGCCAGCUGCUUCUGGGCGCCAAGCCAAGGCCAUGUACUCCUGCAAAGCGGAGCACAGCCACGAGCUCUCCUUCCCGCAGGGGGCCGUGUUUUCUAACGUGUACCCAUCGGUGGAGCCAGGAUGGCUGAAGGCAACCUAUGAAGGCAAAACAGGACUAGUCCCAGAAAACUACGUCGUCUUCCUCUAACGCCACUCAGCGGACGGCAGUAUCUUCAUGGUAUCCAUGGUGACAUAAUAAGUGCUACGGCUUUAUCUGACACAGACAGGGGAUCAGCCCACUAAAUGGAAACAGUGCAUUCCCAUCGAGGUCUAUACCAGCAGCCUGUGUAGCUCCCAAUCCUGGAGAAUUGAAAAGCACAAAAUUCUAAGUUGUUCGCCAUUUUGACUGUGCUGGGUUCUUAUUUAAAAAUCCCGCGCGUCUGUGCUGUGACAGUCUCCCCUCUCAGGCCCGAAGGCGCUACCCCAGCUCUGCCCGUCACUGUCUGACGCCCUGAGGAACCUUGAAGUCAUUCCUUGAUGUAAUUUAAAUUGUGCAUUUUUUUUCUUGAAAAUAUUCUGCUUUUAUACGUGAUUGUUUUGCUGGUCCUAAGCAUUUCAAGAUUUCUCUUCAACUUUAUCUGUAUUUGGUUACUGAGGAGAUAAUGUUCAGAAGAGUAACGCGUGAGGUGGCUGUGAAGGGCCCCGGCAGAGGCGCACCGACCCUCCCGUCACGGCCGCCGGCCCCAGGUGCCGCCCCUGCCCCGCCAGCCCCGCGGGUCUGCGCCUCUGCUGGGCCCCGCUGCAGGGCGGCUGGGGAACGGGCAGGCCGGACGCGCUGCAUCACUCACGCUGCUCCAACUUCUCGAAGCCUGUUUAAAACUGUACGUGUUCUCAGCGGGGAGCGCUGGGGCCCACGGUCCUGUUCGCCGCAGCGGCAAGGCGCGGACACUGUCACGGGGCUGUAGGGACGGACAGGGCGCGCGGCCCCCGGCUCCUGCAGGACAGGCGGGACCCAUGGCGGGUGCGGCCCCGCCGCCUCACGCCCUCCGGCGCUGGCUUCUGAGGAAUCCUACAAGGGGUGAGCGUGUUUCCCGGCACGAGUCCGGCGGCACGGCCUUCUCACGUCGGCGCCGAGCUGAAACAGAAUCUACACAGAAGGCCGGGCUGGGCUCCGGGGAAGCAUCGGAUCCGCUGAUUUCCUGUCCUGCCAUUCGAUUUCCAGCCUUGCCCGGGAAUCCCAGGGACCUGAGAAGGUGCAGAAAUAGGUCCUCGCGUCUCUACCAUCGACCUCUGUCGCGCCUCCACCGCUGCUCCUGUUCCAGGAGUCCUGCCCGCGCCUCUGCGGGAGACGAAAGCCUUGGUACAAGCGCCGAGAGGCCGGUCGCCGGCCCCCACGCUCCAGGGCCUGAGACGCCAGCGGCAGGCCCGUGCUCAGUCUCUCCCCCGCCCCCCGCACCCCCCCAAGUUCCCGUUUCCAGAGCAACACACCCCUAGGCCUUGGAAACACGCUGUCACAGUUACCGCAGGGGGCCGCGCUUCCCAGGGAAGAGCACGGCGCGGGCGGGCGGCAGGGCCGGGGCUGGGGGCACCAGCGCUUCUCGCCCCCCAGAGCCCAGGGUGACAGCAAGAGCGGCGCUGCCUCCUCAGGACCCUCUGCUGGAACAGAAGGUCGUCUCCCCGUGUACCAGCCCCUGCCUACACCGCACCCACCUCUCUGGCAUCCUAACCUCUUAAGGCAAAUUAAAUUUUCUUUCAAAGGCCAUCUUGACUCCAGACAAGAUUCAGACUCCUACUUCACCUGCUGCUGCACAAAGAAAUCUCAACCUCGUUGUUUUUUUUUUUAAGCACAGAGUGUUCCCGCCGCCGGGUGUCUGUGAGCUGCGAGCCGGUCCCCGCGCCCCAGGAGGAACGGCGGCCCUCGCGUGGGACACGGCGCAGGCCCGCCCCCGUCCUCCUGGCCCGAUGCCCGGCGGCCCUGCGGGGUCCCUUUCUCGAAACACGCUGUAAAAGACCUUGUCCUUGGUGCGCCUGAGGUUCAAAGCUUGCAGGGACGGGGCGAGGAAGCUCUCUUCACGCCGUGGCAGCGGCGCGUGGAGGAGCCGCAGCCUCCCUGGCCCGAGAAGCCGCCUGCCGAGCACGAGCGCCAGCUGCUCUCCUGUGUGCGCCCCGAGGCCACUGAAACCAGCCCCUGCAGCCUGUUUCCUAGAAAUGGCUCAACAAUGAAAGGGCUCGCCUUGAGGCCUCUGGCAGGAUGCGUGCGGCUGGCUGCCCUGUUCAGGGUCCUGUGGGAGUCUCCGGGCUUCUCAGCCCGGCUCUCCCAGGGAGAGUGGGGGAAACUGCACCUCACAACCCCCAGCUAGCCAGGCUCCCCAGUAAGAGAAGUAAAAACGCACCAGAUGACGUAUCUGGCAGGCUUCCAGGACGCCGCUGUACGGGUGGCAGAGCCGGCACCGCAGUGCUGUGGCAAGAACCCCCUGCAGACCCCUCGCUCCAGCCUCUCUACAGGCCCGUGCCCGAGUGAAAGGGCAUCCCUGGCACGGUCAGAGACACCUGCACAGCCUCGAUCUCCACCCCGGGUCGUGCACACAGGAUGACUUAAUCAGUGCUCAGACCCGCGGCCUGACGUUCCUGACCGUGUUAGCAGCAGACCACAGGCUUUGCUCCUUGGCUUUACCACACAGCGUGAUCCGCAGCUGUUGCUCUGACCGCUGCGCCCUAACAUCACUGGCGAGCACGCCCAGCCCUCUCCCUGCGACGAGAAAAGCAGCCCAUUUAGCUUUACCUCCUACCUUUCUGGGGUCCCUCCCAAAGUCCACACACCUCUGCGGAGCGAACAGUCUCAAAGACCCACUGUCAGGUCACCAGCGACUAGUCUCACCCUGAGCACAUUAUCCACCCCCCGGAUCUCCCGCCUCAUGUACAGACCCCACUCGCAGUAACUCGGGGCCUCAGGCUUACGAGCGGCACGAACUCCCAGAGCAUCAGAUCAACGCGCGGGACUUCUCGGGUCCUGUGCGAGCAGCUGCGUCACUCUGAAAUGCCCUCACGUGCACGUGCUGCACACUCACGCCCAUGGCAGGAAGCCGGCGCACUCGCUCUGGACAGUGGCUGGAGGCGGUUGCAGAGUUAGGGGCCCAGCAGUUAUCCCUUCUCCCCAUUACUCAUGAGACGACCCCAGCUCACGGCUGCACAUUUCUGGCACUCCUGGGCGAAUGGCGGCUCUGCGCCCCGACAGGGAAGGGGCACACGCAGACAGGGCGGGCAGAGGAGGGCCCCGGGCCUGCGCCCUCCCAGCUCACGAGAGGGUCUGUGGCUCCUAGUGCCUCACCACCCCUGCCUCACGGACGGCACUGCCCACGCGUGACUGAUUCUUGAAUUCCAAGGUAGCACCACAUUCUGAGCUCUGAGCAGAACUUUUACUAAUAAAUAGGGAGUUUGGCAGGGAAGACUUGACUGCUUUUUGUUUCUUUAAUUCAGAAUUCUAUUUAUAUACUGCUAAGAUUUGUAAGGUACUAUAGUUUAUAUAAAAGUUGAAUAUUUAGAUGUUAUAUUUCAGUACCAGGAGUUUCUUUGCAGCCAUUAACAUGACAAAGUAAUAAAUAUGAAAAUGAUCGUCAGUAAAUUAUAUUGAAUUCUCUGUCUAUUUGGUAGUGUUUCUGUAUUUAUCUGCACUUUGUGUAUAUAUACACAGGCGUACCCCAGCAUGUAAAUAACCUCAUGUUACUUCUAAUUCAAUUUGCCACAAUAUCGUUAAUGUAUGUUUACACUGUACUUUAAAUUACUUUUAAAAAUAAACUACUUAA